Molecule: messenger RNA, 2571 nt
Organism: Scophthalmus maximus (turbot)
Lineage: Eukaryota; Metazoa; Chordata; Actinopteri; Pleuronectiformes; Scophthalmidae
Gene: acp2
Product: acid phosphatase 2, lysosomal
Exons: 13
Coding region: 163-1449 (428 amino acids)
Biological process (GO): dephosphorylation; lysosome organization
Cellular component (GO): lysosome
Molecular function (GO): acid phosphatase activity
Source: RefSeq, a predicted model, not a curated record
AUUACUUGAUACGCUCAGGCGUGAAGAGCAGGGAUUGGUCAGGGUUUGGGAAGGAAAUUAGUGUAACACACGAUUUCUUCUUUCCUCUUCUACGGCGAGGGGGGAGGGAGUCGAGUCAUCACGGCAAUCUGCGUUGAGCAAAUAUAUAUAUCAUCCUCCUCCAUGGGUCACACGGAUGGUAACAUGGCGUCUGCAUCGCUGCUCUUCCUCCUAACGGCGGGCUCUGUGUGUGGACGAGCCGCGGCGGAAAAGAAACUGGUUUACGUGACCGUGCUCUUUCGGCAUGGCGAUAGAUCGCCAGUCAAAGCCUUUCCCACCGACCCACACCAAGAGAGAGACUGGCCACAGGGCUUUGGACAGUUAUCGCAGGAGGGGAUGAGGCAGCACUAUCAGUUGGGCCAGUUUCUGAGGAACCGAUACAAAGGUCUCCUCAACGAAUCCUACGAAAGACACGAGAUUUUAGUUCGCAGUACAGACUACGACCGCACCCUGAUGAGCGCCGAGGCCAACUUGGCAGGUCUCUACCCCCCCAGUGGUCAGCAGGUCUUCGACUCCAAACUGAAGUGGCAGCCGAUACCCGUCCACACCGUGCCGCAAAGUGAAGAGAGGCUUCUCUCAUUUCCUCUGGGAGACUGUCCUCGCUACAAACAGCUGAUGAAUGACACUGAAAAUACAGAGGAAUUCAUUAAUAUGACCACUAAAUACCAGGACAUCUUGGAGCUGGUAAAUAGUAAAACUGGACUGAAUAGGACCAAUGUGGAAACCGUUUGGAGUGUGUACGACACACUCUUCUGCGAGUCCCGUCACAACAUGUCAGCUCCUGACUGGGUUACUCCUGAUGUGAUGGGAAAGCUCAGGGUGCUCAAGGACUUUGGAUUUAGGGCUAUGUUCGGGGUCUACAAUCAACAAGAAAAGAGCCGGCUGCAGGGAGGUAUGCUGCUGGGUGAAAUAGUGAAGAAUCUUUCCAAGAUGGCUGUCCCAGACCCGUCACAGCGACUCAAACUGAUGGUGCUGUCAGCGCAUGACACCACUGUUGUUGCUCUUCAGAGCAGCUUAAAUGUGUUUAAUGGAAGACAGCCACCGUAUGCCUCCUGCCAAAUGUUUGAGGUGUACAGGGAUGACAAUGGCUCUGUUUCGGUGUCAAUGUUCUACCGGAACGACAGCACAGUGGCUCCGUACCCGUUGACGUUACCGGGCUGCUCCCUUGAGUGCCCCCUUGAGGAGUUUGUGAGAAUUACAAAGAGCUCCAUUUCAGACGACAGGGACAAAGAGUGUCAAGAGCCUUCCAAUGGGACGGAUAAAGAGGUCAUCAUUAGUCUGGUGGUGUCCAGCAGUCUGCUCUUCGUCCUCAUCGUCGUCCUCCUCGGGAUCAUUUGCUGGCAGAAAUCCCAGAGCAGCGUAAGGGGAUACCACCACGUGAUCAACGGAGAGGUCGGAGAGGAAUCCUGACAGAAGCACAAGCUCCUUCCACGGAGACCUCCAAGCCUGGCAUCGUGGGGCAGCAGCGACGAUGAUGAAUUCUAAAACUCCCGAGUGACCUUUCUGAUUGUGUCAUCAAAUAUGGUGUGGGACCCGCAGUGAUUUAAAAAAAACAUACCUGAUAGCAAAAGAUCUAAAUUGUUGAUCUAAUUUAAACUGAAUUAGGUAAAGAAGUUGAACACUGUGCUCGAGUGUUUACAGGACGGAUCUGUUUCUGCUGGUAUUUAAUUGUCAAGAUGUGUGCGUAAUUGCAAAUUCAUGUGCAGUGUCUAUGUCAGAAUUUAUUUGUGCAGAGAUGUGCUUGUGUGUGUGUGUGUUUAUAGCGGGUGAGUGUGUUGAUUAAUUUUGUUUGUGUGUUAACUCUGAGGCCAAGAGAGCCAACGACCAUGAUGCCUUAAAUAGUAUUUUGUCUUUUUGUCCUGAACUAAGCUUUUAAGCUUUAAGUCUGAAUUUGAUAUGUCACAAAAGCGACACGUUGUGUCGAUCACAAGAGCCUUCGCUCAAGGAAAGCAUCUCCCUUCGGCAAGACACUAAAAUACCACCUCGUGGAACUUAACCUUUGAACUUCUGGUCAAAGAUACCAAGUGAAAUAAACUACAUUUGGGUUUCAACAAAAAUCUGAUUCAUUUCAGCCAUUUAAAUUACCCCAGUAUAUUAUUCCUCUUCAAUUUUAAACGGAAUAAUUGUUUUCUCUUUUUUUUUAAAUUGGUAAAUACUGAAAAUCAUGUGGGGGGGUUUUUUAAGUCUGCUUUUAGUUAUUUGAAAAACACAAUACCAGGCCUCUUAUAAAUACAAAAAUGAAAUGAUUUUUCUCAAAUGUGAUUUCUUUACGCAGCCUAUAAAGGUUUAUUUUGGUGUUCUCUGAUUGCAAAGCUGAAAGAAUGUAUUACAAAUGAACAACAAAUGAAUUUGAAUCCUAAUAAGGCCUCCAGUUAAUCUGGAGAUCAUUUUUGUCCUGUGUUAGUAUUAUUAGAUCAAUUCAGUGAUUUUUAACAAUUGACGUAUUUUGUCAACUUUGUAUUUUCUAUCUCAUUGAGCUGUUUGGUUGCCCUGCUAAAGCCUUUAAUAAAUAUCUCAAUUGCAGUCAAAGAA